This is a messenger RNA of Lotus japonicus, 1615 nucleotides long. Its product is annotated as UDP-galactose/UDP-glucose transporter 7. Gene Ontology annotation, cellular component: Golgi apparatus. NCBI's taxonomy places the organism in Eukaryota, Viridiplantae, Streptophyta, Magnoliopsida, Fabales, Fabaceae. Gene Ontology annotation, molecular function: UDP-galactose transmembrane transporter activity; antiporter activity; UDP-glucose transmembrane transporter activity. The record is from RefSeq and is a predicted model, not a curated record. The coding region runs from base 298 to 1269 and encodes 323 amino acids. The transcript has 8 exons.
ACUCGCUGUCAUGCACGGGAGUCUCCAUCUCUGUACCGAUUUUAGGGAAACCUCCAAAAUACUAUCACAAUACUAACUAAUUCCUUCCACUAUUUCACUAUUUUCUCCAACUUCCUCUUCACACUCAACUCCACUUUCACUUCCUUCCCUUUUCCUCUUCAUUAUUCAUCACCAAUCUCAAUCUUCCCUGAAAACCAUGUAAACUCACAUUCAAUUCACCAGAUUCAUCGUGUUCAUAGCGCAAGUUUUGGUAGGUCUUGACUUUAGAUUUCAUUGGAUUCGAUCUCAAUUUUCGCCAUGGAGAUCCGUGCCGACGCUGAAACCGGUCCCUAUUCAAGUUUGGUCGCGGCAGUGUCGUAUGGAAUCGCUUCAAUGGCCAUGGUUUUUAUCAACAAGGCUGUUCUUAUGCAAUAUGCACACUCAAUGACUCUCCUCACUUUGCAGCAAUUGGCGACCGCGUUGCUUAUACAUUUUGGCCGGAGAAUGGGAUACACAAGAGCUAAAGGAGUGGAUAUUGCAACAGCUAAGCAGCUGCUUCCGGUUUCGAUUUUCUAUAACGCUAACGUUGCUUUUGCUUUGGCGAGUUUGAAAGGAGUUAAUAUCCCAAUGUAUAUUGCUAUAAAGAGGCUUACACCGCUUGCUGUGCUUGUUGCUUGGUGUUUCUUAGGAAAGGGGAGGCCUACAACUCAGGUGACUCUUUCAGUGAUACUGAUUGCUGCUGGAGUUCUCAUAGCAGCCCUUGGAGAUUUUUCCUUUGACCUUCUUGGGUAUAGCAUGGCCUUCAUUUCUGUUUUUUUCCAGACCAUGUACCUUGUGCUAGUGGAAAAAUCUGGUGCUGAGAAUGGUCUUUCAUCAGUGGAAAUCAUGUUUUACAACAGCUUUUUAUCUCUUCCAUUUUUGAUGUUUCUUAUCAUAGCAACCGGGGAAUUCCCAAAUUCUUUAUCCAUAUUAUUUGCAAAGAGUUAUUCAGUUUCAUUUUUGGCGAUCCUUAUUCUUUCAUUGGUUAUGGGCAUCGUUCUCAACUACACCAUGUUCUUGUGCACUGUUGUUAAUUCUGCUCUAACUACAACUAUUGUUGGCGUUCUCAAAGGGGUUGGUUCCACGACUCUUGGUUUUGUCUUACUGGAUGGUGUUCAAGUCCAUGCUCUGAAUGUGUCUGGAUUGGUUAUCAAUACUGCUGGUGGUGUUUGGUAUUCAUAUGCUAAAUAUCAGCAGAAAAUGAGUAAGACAGUGAAGCUAGUUACAGACGUGGAGGCUCAUCGCACAUAGACAGUGGCAUUCAGGAGUUGUGAUGAAAAGCAGCAGUUAUAUAGCGCAUGUUUCGAUGUGCGUCCAACUUCCACGUCUACCUUAUAAAUUGUGUUGAUCCAUAAGCUACAGGGUGUGGCUUCUUCGGUUGAUAUACUCGAUUAUCAAUGAAUGCGACGCAGAAACAAACGCUGUAAUGUUUCUUUACUUUGAUUUACUAUGGUUGUAAACAUUAGUUUCUUUUCCUCUUAUAAUCCAUCUAUAUGUAAAAGCUGAAACACAAGUAAUGGAGCUGCCACAUCUUGUUUUGCCCAUAUCGAACCUUAAUAGAAGUUUUCCGAGGGCCAUGUUUCUGGCACGGUGAACA